AAAUAGGUCAGUGUAAACAUUUACUUUUUGAUUGAUCAAUUGAAAAUGUUGACGUUGAAGUCAUGCAAGCCUUGCAAGCGUUCGGCAGCCUUCUGCUCGAACCAGCGGUCGGUCCUGUGUCGCGCAUCUUCUGGAGCUGCGAAUAAGCUUACGUCGGCUGCAGCGGCGGUAGUUCUUUCCAGUGGACUAGCGGUCUUCCCAGCCCUGGCUUCUGGCGUGUCCUUUCCAAACAUCCAGUCCGGCGCAACAGUGUCUUCACCAUUGCACCUGGAGUUCGCGGUUGACGGCUUGACGGUCAAGCCUGCCGCGGAGGGCAUCGUGGCCGGAACGGGGCACCACCACGUCAUCAUCGACGCUCCUGCGCCAGCAGCGGGCACUGCAAUUCCAUUCGACGAUGCACACAAGCACUUCGGAAAGGGCCAGACGUCUGUCGAUCUUGAACUACCGCCUGGGAAACACACAUUGACGCUGCAGUUUGCGAAUGCAGCUCAUGAGUCCUAUGGACCGGAAUUCGCCAGCACCAUCAGCGUAAUCGUGGAAUAGACGACACGGUCUGAGGCGGACAUUACAGUGUGCGGGCCUUAGGAUUUUGUGUCUCUGUCGUGGCUUGGCGAAGCGUAGGCAUCGGUCUAGGUUUAGGUCUAGGUAGGCGAGAUAGCCUGGAGCACCCUAAAGGAGGGUGAGACGAGGCUUGAGGCCUGUUUCCGUGACUUGCGAGUUUACGGAUGACCUGAACCAGUCGUGUAAAUGACUCUGCAAGCU
This is a messenger RNA of Volvox carteri f. nagariensis, 762 nucleotides long. RefSeq lists its product as uncharacterized. The record is from RefSeq and is a predicted model, not a curated record. The transcript has 3 exons. Lineage: Eukaryota; Viridiplantae; Chlorophyta; Chlorophyceae; Chlamydomonadales; Volvocaceae. The coding region runs from base 46 to 543 and encodes 165 amino acids.